AUGCUCGCAGGAGACUUCAACGCUAUUCUCUCAUCCAAUGAAAGGAAUAGCAACUCAAUUGGCCGAACGCGUGGAUGCCCACUCUUCCAAUCCUUUACCCAAACCAAUAGCCUAGUCGACUUAGGCUACAUAGGCCCACACUUUACUUGGCGUCGGGGCCUCUACCUUGCCAGACUAGAUCGUGCCCUCUCAAACAUCUCCUGGAUCCAAUCCUUCCCCCUUUCCAAGAUCCAUCACCUUUCCCAAAUUGCCUCUGACCACCGGCCACUUUGGAUUGACCUUGGACUCAAAAAUGGACCCACUGAACCGAAGCCCUUUAAAUUUCUUGCAGCCUGGACUACACACCCACUUUUCCCAAGCCCGGUGCGUGAUAACUGGACCCCAUCCUUACCCCUUGAAACCAACCUUGCAAAUCUAGCCAUAGCAGCCCAGCAGUGGAACCAUGAAGUAUUUGGUGAAAUUGGUAAAAAUAAGAGAAGACUGAGGGGUCGCAUCAAUGGGGUCCAGCGUGCUCUAGAAACGCGCCCCCUUUCCUCUCACCUCAAUGAACUGGACAUCACUCUUCGUUCUGAUUACGAAAUGGUGUGUCUCCAAGAGGAACUCCUCUGGUUCCAAAAGUCUCGUGCAAACUGGAUCAACCUGGGGGAUCGAAAUACAUCUUAUUACCACACCCAAGCAAGAAUCAGAAGGCGUCAGAACAGAAUCGCUGCCCUCCAAAAUGAAAGCGGUGAAUGGGUUACUGAUGAACAAAUCCUCCUUCAGAUGACCCAAAAUUACUACUCCAAUCUUUACUCAACCCACAAUGAGCCUACCAACCAUACACGCCCAAAGGUUUGUUUCCCCUCCUCCCUUCUUCUUCUUGGUCUACUUUAUCUGCCUCGCCUACUAAUACAGAAAUAA
Messenger RNA from Neltuma alba, 900 nucleotides. RefSeq lists its product as uncharacterized. The transcript has a single exon. The record is from RefSeq and is a predicted model, not a curated record. The coding region runs from base 1 to 900 and encodes 299 amino acids. Lineage: Eukaryota; Viridiplantae; Streptophyta; Magnoliopsida; Fabales; Fabaceae.